Messenger RNA from Monopterus albus (swamp eel), 1359 nucleotides. It is a transcript of the gene c1qtnf5, whose product is annotated as C1q and TNF related 5. The record is from RefSeq and is a predicted model, not a curated record. Gene Ontology annotation, molecular function: protein binding. The transcript is spliced from 3 exons. Lineage: Eukaryota; Metazoa; Chordata; Actinopteri; Synbranchiformes; Synbranchidae. Bases 222 to 974 code for a protein of 250 amino acids.
UCCUCGGUUCAUGCUGAUUGUUUCGGUUCUAUUUGUGUUGGAUUAACAUCAAAUAUUUCCUUCUGUAUUCUCCCUGUUCUCUCUCCUCCACCCUUUUCCUCCCAACCAGACUCUGGUUGGGAGGAAAAGCGUAUGCUGGGUUCUCCUCGACACUCACAAACAGCAGCAGCAGCAGGGGCACCUACCGAACACUUCACUACAUAAUCUGCCGUGACACUGCCAUGACCUCACUCAGGCUGCUGCCCUUGUUACACGCCCUCCUCAUCCUCUACAUCCAUCUUUCCAACCAGUUAGAAACCAAUAAGAUCCCUCCCAGUCUGUGUAUUGGACACCCUGGUACCCCGGGCACUCCUGGAGUUCAUGGCAGUCCUGGGCAGCCAGGUAGAGAUGGCCGGGAUGGCAGGGAUGCUCCUCCAGGGGAGAAAGGACAGCAGGGGGACAAGGGAUACCAAGGUGAGACAGGAAUGCGAGGCCUGACUGGGGACAAAGGUGACCCAGGAGAGAAAGGGGAGAGGGGGCAGCCAGGAGAAUGUGCUGUGGCACCCAAAUCGGCCUUCAGCGCCAAACUCUCAGAGGGCCGCUCUUUACCCCUGACUGUGGGCGAUGCAGUCCACUUCGACAAGAUCUUGCUAAACGAACAGGGUGACUACAACAGAGAGACGGGGCGCUUCACCUGCAGAGUCCCUGGAGUCUACUACUUUGCUGUCCAUGCCACAGUCUACCGUGCCAGCCUGCAGUUUGACCUGAUGAAGAAUGGACACACGGUGGCGUCUUAUUUUCAAUUUUAUGGAAACUGGUCCAAACCAGCAUCUCUGUCAGGCGGCUCCCUGCUCCACCUCAUCCCUGGUGACCAGGUGUGGGUCCAGAUGGCUCUGUCUGAGUACAAUGGGAUUUACUCCAGCACUAAGACAGACAGCACCUUCACCGGUUUCCUGGUGUACUCAGACUGGAAAAACUCUGCUGUGUUUGCAUGACAUGCGCCUAUCAACAAAACAAAAUUAUAUCCCACUUUGGGGAAUGAACCACAACCAUUUUUUUCCCUGUUCUAGUUACCUAAUUGAGAAGCUCUGGAUAAAGACACGUGAAUAGGCUGUGACUUGGUACGGCUGUGUUUGUGUAAUAAGUGCGAAACAUACCAGACAAUGUUCUUGAAUGGCACAUACCGUACUGGUGAGGGGUGAGGUGCAUACACUGAGUUGUUUAUGUAGUGUCGGUGAUUCAGUCGCAGCCUUGUAACAAAUGUGAUGACAGUGGCCUCCAGCCAACUCCAGGACACAGAUUGCUUUAAUGCUAUUAUUUCACUUUGUUUCACAUCGAUUUCUGUACAAUAAACAUGAAUAAAACACUGUAGUUUUUAAA